ACUUUUCGUUGUUAACUUAAUCUGCCAAACACAAACAACUGCUGCCAAAUAAAUUUAUAUAUUAAGAAAUUAAAGUCACACCACAAACAUGGAAAAGAAACCAGUUAAGAUUUACAAUGAGGACCGUCAGAAUUUCGUGGCCACUCGGAUGAGUCUGCCGCUUUUUAUGGUGUCUCGCAACCGCAUAAAAAAAGAAACUUUGCCGCGUUUGCAAAAGCAAUUCAAGUUGGCUGGACAGCAUUACAAUGAGGAUUGCCAGAAGGAGAACCGUCGAGAGGCAUUUAGCACGGCCACUUACGAUCACUAUCGUCACAUUACGGGCUUUGAUAAGACACCUAAGAAUCCGUAUCCAGAACGGCGACCUCUUCACAUCAAUCGUUCGAUGACAAAAUGGAGGGGCUGGCAGCUGCCUCCGAAUCACUAUGGAGUCCCUCCGGAGCCUUUCCUCCGACUGAAGGGCACCAAGGGCUCCGUCUUCGCCAAGCCGCAUAUAAAUCACAGCCGGGUGUCCAUCAAGCCACCUCCCUACCACUUUUACGAACUUCCGGCGGAAAUCGAGCGGCUCUUCAAGCGCGAGAACUUGCAGAAGGGCAUAUUUUUAUCGAAUGCCCGCGAUCGCCGCCCCACAACACACCUAAUGAUCUCCAAUCUAUCGGGAUGUUGGCGGGAUCCCAAGGAUGCUGGACCUUGUGACACUCAUACGGAUAUCUAUGAGCUGCAAGCCAAUGCCACUCCGGUGACGAAGACACCCCGUCCAAAUCCUCAUCUGUUUCUGCGGCAAUCCUGUGUGCCCACAAAACCAAGUCUCCUGAUCCGCCGGCACAUUAGUAUGGAACCAGCUCCAGGACGAUAUUGCACCAGCUAUCCAAACGUUUGCCCUUGUCCGGCGGGAAAGACCAGUGUGCCGGGUUUGCAGUUGCUGAUUGAUGACCAGAAGCGUUUGAAAUUUCGACGACAGCCAUUUGAGAGUAUCAACCGAAAGCGAUUUUGUGAGCCAGAUUGGCGGCAUGUCGAAGGUCAGGGUCACCGGCACAUAUUCCAAAUGGGAAAGCGGGACAGGCCGAAGCCGCAGAAGAAACCAAUUGCUUCCAAGAAACAGGGAAAGCCAAUCAGCAUGUUCGCCGAUGCCAAGUACAUCAAUAUGCUGAGUCAGCCGCAAAGGAACCCCAUUUCGAUCAGGGGAUUCCCAGUGCCUCCUUAUGUGCCCAAAAUAGUCUACAACUGUGCCGCAAAGAGAAUCAUGAGGAAACAGUUGAAAAACAAUAAGAAGAUUGCCUUUAAUAGUGGACAGGAGCGCUGGAAGGAUGGCGAGCGUCCUUUGCAGUUGACCUCUCGUCAAUUGGAGGCAAUAAAGCAGAAAUUACCACCAGAAAGGCGACUAAUGGAUUAUCCUAUUGAAUUACCCGAAGUUAUUCCCAGUAGGUUGAACCAAGUUCCCGAUCAUCAAAGGGUCACUUACAUGCCAAAGUUGAGAAAGCGUCUCUUCAAAUUCCUGCCGAUUCCCGGAGCACGAGUUUUGGUCACCGAUAGUGAUAUUCGCCCGGAUAUAGUUUUCGAUCCGGAGCAUCCAACUGGACUUUACCGCCGCAAGAUCGACGAAACCGUGUUCUUCAGGGAUUCCGUUUUGCGAGCGAUGGAAAACAAGGAGGAAUUGCCACUGGACGCCAGUGUGACCAACUUGUCGCAAUCGCAGUCCCAGGAGCGAUCGGCUCGCCCUUCGAUGGCCCGGGGAACGGUCACAUUGGUGGAUCCGGCGGAUAUGAAGAGCGCUUCCCGUGUAUCGGUCCAUGGUUAAAAUAACUCGGGCACUCUGCUCCACGUUUGCGUGCCAGUUUAAAAAUCUUUUUCGUUUUUGAUUUAUGGUCCACGCUUGAGUGAACUCACAUGGCCACGCGCAGCCAAGAAAGGAGCUCAGCGAUGGGCCAAGGAAAGCGGCCCAAAUGCCUUAAAUAAAGAUGAGAAAAAUUAUUCACUUGGAAAA
Messenger RNA from Drosophila ficusphila, 1981 nucleotides. RefSeq lists its product as uncharacterized. The record is from RefSeq and is a predicted model, not a curated record. The coding region runs from base 89 to 1795 and encodes 568 amino acids. Lineage: Eukaryota; Metazoa; Arthropoda; Insecta; Diptera; Drosophilidae. The transcript has 4 exons.